Neopsephotus bourkii (Bourke's parrot) is the source of this 1599-nucleotide messenger RNA. RefSeq names its product BCL2 interacting protein 1 (gene BNIP1). The transcript is spliced from 6 exons. The record is from RefSeq and is a predicted model, not a curated record. Gene Ontology annotation, biological process: retrograde vesicle-mediated transport, Golgi to endoplasmic reticulum. Bases 77 to 763 code for a protein of 228 amino acids. Gene Ontology annotation, molecular function: SNAP receptor activity. Gene Ontology annotation, cellular component: SNARE complex; endoplasmic reticulum. NCBI's taxonomy places the organism in Eukaryota, Metazoa, Chordata, Aves, Psittaciformes, Psittacidae.
GCUGUGCGGGACGGCGCCCGCAGGGGGCGCCCGCGGGCCAGGCGGGAGGGCCUCGGCCUCCCCCUCCGUUCCCAAGAUGGCGGCGGCCGGUUGCGUGCCGGUACGGGUCUGCCACCAGGAGAUCGUCAGGUUCGACCUGGAGAUCAAGGCGGCCGUGCAGGACAUCCGGGACUGCCCGGGGCCGCUCAGCGCCCUCACGGAGCUCAAUGCCGCCGUGAAAGAGAAGUUCCGCCACCUCCGUGGCCGCAUUCAGGAGCUCGAACAGAUGGCAAAGGAGCAGGAUAAGGAGUCAGAGAAACAAGCCUUGCUGCGGGAAGUGGAAAACCAUAAGAAGCAAAUGCUCAGCAAUCAGGCAGCUUGGAGAAAGGCAAAUCUAGCAUGCAAAAUUGCCAUUGACAACUCUGAGAAAGAUCAACUGCUUCAGGGAAGAGACUCCUUAAGACAAAGGAAGACUACAAAGGAAAGUCUGGCAGAGAGUGCAAGUAACAUCACAGAGAGUCUGAUGGGCAUUAGCAGGAUGAUGUCACAGCAAGUCCAGCAGAGUGAGGAGACCGUGCAGACCCUUGCCAAUUCUUCACGAACCAUCCUGGAAGCAAAUGAAGAAUUUAAGUCCAUGUCUGGGACAAUUCAGCUGGGGCGGAAGCUAAUAACCAAGUACAAUCGCAGGGAGCUGACAGACAAGCUGCUCAUCUUCCUUGCCCUCGCCUUAUUCCUGGCCACAGUGCUCUAUAUUUUGAAAAAAAGACUCUUUCCAUUUUUGUAAAAUUCCAAAGAUAAACUCAAUUGUUACAAAAGAUCACAAAGAGGUAACAGUAGAGCUUUUGAAUUUGAACUAAAAAGGGAUAUUGCAAUAGCUGAAAGAGCGUUAGAGCAGGCGUAACUUUAUACUGUCCUCGUGGAGCAUGUGACCUGUAUAAGAAGACUUUAAAUGAACACGAAUCAGGAAGAAGCAGGUAGAUCAAGGUGUGGAAAGAAGAAACACCAAUUUGCCUGUUAGUCUGAGGAACCAGAUGAACACUCGAGGAACUAGGCUCUCAAAGGUGCCAGUCUUAACUUUCAACCUCUCUUCAUUUUGCCUUGAAAUUAACUUUGGUCCUUGGCUUGGAUUCAAGGCUGCUUUGACAUCUGUGUGUAAGGUGCUGAGAGUAAGAAGAAGGAUGGAAGAGAGAAACCCGCAUACAUUCCAUUAAUAAACUAUUGUAUCCAUUGUAAACUGACUUCUGUUUAAAACCAAAGUCUAAUGGAGUGAAAGAGCCUGAAUGGUUCCUAGUAUAAAAAGUCUGUUUAAUACUUAACAGCAAUGAUUGCUUAUGGAUUACGUUUCCUGGGAGUAUGACAAAUGCAGUCUGGUUCUGUUCCUCUGGCCUUGGGAGGGCUCUGCACAAAGCAAAAAUGGGAGCUGUACUUGUAACUAUUAAUUCAUGCAACCUAUGAGAAUUACAUUGCCCAUCUGCUGAAAUCCAAAGCCUUUCUUCUCCUUUUCUUCCUAAAAUUCUACUUGAUAAUCUGUAUUUGCAAAAUACUGCCAAGUUGUGCAGUGGAAAGUUUUUAUUGCUAAUACAGUUGAUCUUUCCUCAGUAAAAUCCUCUACAAUGAUUA